CGCGCAGGCGCCGCGGGCCGUGCGGGACAUGGCGGGGCCCGCGUACCCCGCCUGGGUCACCCGCUGGGUGAGCGGCCAGUGGCGCCAGAGGAAGCGGCCCCCGACACUUCGCCCGCCCCGCCCGCUGGCGCUCGCCGACAAGGUGGCGAACCGCAGGGAGCAGGGGGGAGAGGCGACGUGCAUUACAGAGAUGUCAGUAAUGAUGGCCUGCUGGAAACAGAAUGACUUCAACGACGCCGCUUGUGCCGAGGAGAUCCGGGUGUUCUAUGACUGUGUGGCAAAAGCAGAAAAACAGCGCAGGAGUCAAAACGAGGACGCUCUGUCAUCCAGGGGAAACUUACCUUCAAGCAAAGUGAACAAGCUCCUGAGGAGGUUUCCUCAGAUCAGACAUUAUACAUAAUGUGCUUUACUAAGGGGACUAUGGAUGAGCAAUUAAAGUUGGAGUCUUUGGCAAAAAAGAGAAAAGUCAACUUGAGUGAGUGUUUGAUGUCAGGUGGUAUCUGUCAGCACUGCUCUGUCGAUCUUGACCCAUCUUUUGAUUCCAGAGUAUCAGCUGAUUUUGUUCGUGAGAUUCCUGGGUCUUGCAGUGUUAGGAUUUCUGCAGUAUGUUGUUCAGCUAGCCAGAACUAGCCUACUCGGGUCCUCACUGUUAAAUAAAACCUUUUAGAAAUGCAUUUAAAUGCAUUUCCUAACAGUUUGGGGGUGAUUUUUCCUAACAUAUAAGCUUCCUACCUAGCUUUGGAGCUGCUGUUGAGAAGUGCUCAGGUUCAAACACUAAGCCAGCUGAAAGUUGGUAGUAAUCUCAUGGCUCAUACUUCUACAGGAGUGGAUACACAGUUUGGUUCCUAAUUCCUGCUGCUGUACAAAAAGGCUAUAGAAUGUGCAAAAAAUCUCCAGCAAAGUACCUUGUUAAUACACAAUACAUUAGUAAGUAUUAGAUAUAACUUUAACAUAACUUUAACUUUAUGAUUUAGGCACUCUGAUUUGCAGGUGGCACAGGUAUGGUGCCACAUCAGUUUAAUUAUUUUGUCUGGACUAUAAUAAAAUAAUGCAAGACUGGUGUUUGACUUGGGCAACUCAUAAUCUACAACAAAAUGUUUCACUGUAUUUUGGUAAAAAAAAACCAAAAGAGGGAGAGAAAGUUCAAGCAUGAACUGGUAACUGAAAUCAUGUAAUGAAUUAUUAGUUUCUAUGUGGGGGUUUUUUUCCACUACAGUACCACAAAACUUCAGGACCAGUACCUAAUUGCUGAGAAAAAUGCAGUGUCUUGGAAAACUACUGUUAUAACCAUUUAUAUCAGUAAUUCUUUCAGGCAUGUAGAAAAAGCAGAGGAAGAAGGGAGUCAGGCACACACAGACUGUGAGAUUACCCACAGGUGACUGGAGAGUUGCUGGAGUUGGAGCCGACCUCUGGAGCCCCAGGCUGAUGAUACCUCUUUUAUCUCAUAAAUUUUGGUCAGGUGAAUGUUUCAAGUUAUUGAAGAAAUUUCCAUUUAACUAUAACUUACAGUGCCUCAUGAUUGGAUUAUUCUCAGGGUAGCUUGUUCUGUUGUUACUAUUAUGGCAUAAUUGGGUCUUUCAGAGAACUUGGGGUCAGUAAGAACAUAAUGUCCACAUCUAAGUUUGGAAAACAUUUUGGUUCUAUGACAUUCAGCAUUUUCAGUCCAAAAGACUGAAAGGAAAUACUACUUCCUGGUACUUUGUUUCUGCUGUCUGUGAUGAACUGUCUUAUAUAAGAGGCUGUAACAGAGAAGCCUUUUUAUAGUUUUACUUCUGAAAUUUUGCACAGCUCCCACUAAUCUGAACAGCUAUUUUUGGAUCAUACUGCUUCACAGUGAGCUUCAAAAAUUCAGUGAAGGGUUUGGGUUUCUGUCUGACCUUUUACAUGUCUAUCAUAAUCUUGAAAUUACUAUGCUAAGGUUUUCCAGUCCUCAUUUAUUUAGAGGAAGAAAGAAGGAAACAGAAUGCUUUUCAGGUGCACCCAGGUUUUACAGUGCUUCCUUUGCCUCAGGAUCCCGUGCUGUAACCAAAACCCCUCCAGUGACUGAUUGUCCUUGGCAAUCUCAGCUGCUGCCAUGGUUUUGUAUCUCACUGUUAAACUUAUAGUCGGUGUUUAAAUGCAUUCUGUGACAUGCUCAUAUUGGGGAUCACUCCACUAAUAGUUCAUGUGCGUAACUGUAGGGAAUGACACUGUUCUUUCUGAGCUCCAUGAUGCUGUUGCUGGGGAAUAAAACUGGGUUCUGGUGCUGAGCCUACUGGUUAAGAA
Messenger RNA from Chiroxiphia lanceolata (lance-tailed manakin), 2265 nucleotides. It is a transcript of the gene CHCHD1, whose product is annotated as coiled-coil-helix-coiled-coil-helix domain containing 1. The record is from RefSeq and is a predicted model, not a curated record. Bases 29 to 400 code for a protein of 123 amino acids. NCBI's taxonomy places the organism in Eukaryota, Metazoa, Chordata, Aves, Passeriformes, Pipridae. Gene Ontology annotation, biological process: mitochondrial translation. Gene Ontology annotation, molecular function: RNA binding. The transcript is spliced from 3 exons. Gene Ontology annotation, cellular component: mitochondrial ribosome; nucleoplasm; mitochondrion.